This is a messenger RNA of Paramormyrops kingsleyae, 2976 nucleotides long. The record is from RefSeq and is a predicted model, not a curated record. Lineage: Eukaryota; Metazoa; Chordata; Actinopteri; Osteoglossiformes; Mormyridae.
CAGAGACACAGGGGGAUUCAUGGCCGAUUUGGGUGGCUGUUGAGUGUUUCCUAGAUUACACAAGGAGCCUGCAUUUUUGUCUUUGUACUGGCCAGCAAUUUUGAAAUCCAAGACAUAAUGGGUAUUUUGGUGAAACCUGAGCAAUGCAAUUCUGGAAGAAAUCCUGAGUUGCUUAACUGUUACAGUAUACUAAUUGAAAAUGAAUCUUCUGCACCACCCUGGAUGUUUCAGGCUUGAAAACAGGACAUGACACUCACACAGGGUAUGGGAGAGUUGCUGAGUAAAGAAAAAUGAGCCCAUUUGAGGAAGCAAGGGGUUCAUACAGUAUCUGAGAAUUUCAAUGAAAGUGUAGAUUACACUCUAGUUACCCAUGGCCCCAUGGGAAAUUCACCACACAGACCGUGAAGACUGACUGGAAUGAAGGCUCUGCUUAAGAUUAAACUAUUUGUCUUAUAUUUAUGUAGUAGGUGCUUCUAUCCAAAGUGAUGUACAAUUGGGGGAUGAGGGUCAGCAAGUCCCUGAAACAGUCAGGGUUAGUAAGGGCCUUGUUCAAGGGCCCAACGAUGAAAAUACCACUGGAAUCUGUAGAACCACACAACACCCCACACAGUUAAUAGAUCAAAGCCACUUAUAACGUUUGUCCAUAAACCAUGCUGUAUCAUAAAGGUUUUGUGACUCAGACAGAAAAACUGAAAAGCUCAGGACAUUCAUCAAAAUCCCAUCAUCUUUUGUAGGUAACGUGAUCAACAAGAUUGUAGAUUUUGAGUGUAACUUGCUAUCCUACUCCUUACAUAAAUGAUAAGGUUGUACUGGGUCCACCAUUGUCUGCUGACUGAAAUGAAUUUGACACCCCUGUGCUAUGGCAUUAGAUACCCUAGCUGUUUGCUUCUUAAACUUUCAAAUUAUUAUGUCUCUGAUUCCCACUGUCCACCAGGUGUCCACAUGUCCUGCUAUACAUUCAUUGCCUAUUGGGGUUUUUCUAAUUUAAAUUUAAAUUGUUUGUGUGUCUAUAUUCAAGUGAUAUUUACACAAGCCAAGAAAUAAGUAUUUCAGUGUAUGGCAUAAUCAGUUCAUCAUGUACAUGACAAAUAAAGGACUUUGACUUUUAGACUCUUCGUGACGAGGCUCACAGACGUCCACAGCAGCAGGCCGGCCCCCUCAACAUGAACCACUACGCUAACAAGAAGAGCGCGGCAGAGAGCAUGCUGGAUGUAGCCUUGCUGAUGGCCAAUGCAUCACAGCUGAAGACUGUCAUGGAGGAGGGGUCUGAUUUUACCUUUUACUAUGCGCUAAUCGGGCUUAUCAGCAUCUCCCUCGCCCUUCAGAUCCUGGUGGGCAUCCUCCUCAUCUUCAUUGUGAAGUGGGACCUUAAUGACGAGCAUAAGCACCACAAACUGAAUGUUCUGGAGAACCUCACCACAGCGCUGAUCUUCCUCAUUGUGGUGGUGAACAUCUUCAUCACCGCAUUCGGUGUCCAGAAGCCCACAGGACGGUCAGACGUGGGUUGAGCUGUCUGACCAUUUAGCAGAUGUGUGCUUCCAUGACUCCCUAAUUCAGCAAGGUCCUUCUUGUUCUGCCCUUUUCCAAGAACUAAUGGAGAACAGAAUCUGAUUUCAGCAGAGGAUGGAAUGACUCAUCAUAAACAACAAUGUCACACAUUUUAUAGACUGCCACACUGAUUGUUUUUCUUGCUUUUUCUACUCUUGGAAAAAAAUUGUCAGUGGUAUUUUUCAUUGUUUGCAAGAUCAGAUUUGCAUAUCAAGACAUCACAGUUACUUUGAUAGUUUCAAAUAUUUUAUAUAAUGUCUGUGAAGCAAUGUCUACUCAGGUUCUUCUACAGUAGGAAUCAUAAACAUUAGAUACCUAGUAGGCCCAGAAUCACAGUAACCCUGCAUAGGACAAGUGUAUAGAAAAUGGAUGGAUGGAUGGAUGGAUGGAUGGAUGGGGACACCAUGAAAUACUUGAAAACCAUUUGUUAUUACCUCUUGUUGAAGCUUUGUAUGAGAAUAAUUCCUUUUAAUGGAAACUAACUAAUGUAUGUUCAGUCGCUAAAUCACUAUGUAUAUCACUUUGCAUCAAUACAUCGAUAUAAUUUGCAUUUUGAAAUGCAUUACAUGAGAAUUACAUGCUAUUUACAUGAUUUAUUUGUAAAAUUGAGUCAAACUAUUUAGGCCUACAUGUUUACAAUAUUUAAAAGGUUUUGUGUUAUCUUUACCAUCCUAUUCAAAUGGCAUAUAAUGUACUCUAUCUUAUAAAGUUUAUACAAGAUUUGUGUCAUGCCAUUUAGACUCCAUAUUUAGAUAUAAACCCAGAAUGAAUAUAACAGGUCUACAUAUUAGUAUUAGCAUAAAAAGCAAACUAUGUAUGUAUAUGAAAGUCACAGACACUGAUAACUGCAUUUGGUGGCAUGGUAGCUCAGUGGGCAGUGAUCCAGGGUUCAAAUCCUCCCUUUGCCCCUGUAUGUAGAGUGUACAUUUACAUUUGUUUCUUCUGGUUACUCCUGGGUUUCCUCUCAUGAUGCAAUGACACAUAGUGUAUGGUUGUGCAUACAUUGUACAUGCCAUAUGAUGGACUGGCAUCCUAUCCAGAGUGUACCCCUGUGUUUUGCUGUGAUGUCUGGAAAAGGCCCCAGAAGGCCAUGUGACCUUUCUCAGGGUAAGUGAUUGGUCGAAGGAGGGACAAUAAAUAUUUGAACUUGCAGCAAUGAUAAUUACUAGGUACUUAGAAAGGAAAAAUGAACAUUGGUUGAAGCUUUACUUGCAUGUUCUUGCAGAGUGGACAUGAAAGAACUACCCACUUCCUCGUUGAAAGUAUUAUGUAAAGAUAUGAUGAAAUCUGUUAUUGGUCUGUUAACUGCUUGGCCAACUCAGGCAUUUACUGACCAAAGGGCUCCCUGUGAGCUGGCCCAGAACUACACAGCGAGAAGGGAGCUUAAUAUCAAAGUUUAAGUCCAUUAAAAUAUAUAAUCUGUCUACA